UUUAGUGCAUAGCUGUGUGCGGUGAUUGCGUUGUAAAAAUAAAAAAAAAAAACUAAAUGGCGCGCUUAUAAAUUGAACAAAAUGGCUGUGACAAUUUUGCUACGUGCUUUUUGUUAUUCGACAUUUAUAUUAUACACAAACAGUUUGCCUAGAAUAAAUGAGAAUAAUUAUACAGCAAUAAACAAAGAUACUCCCAGUAUGUCGCUGCAGCGGUUGACAGCGCUGCGCGCGCUGAUGGCGAGUCAGCCCACCAAAUUGGCCGCUUAUAUCGUCCCUACAGCUGACGCGCAUAAUUCCGAGUACAUAGCGGCAGCGGACGCCCGCCGCGAGUGGAUAUCAGGGUUCACAGGAUCUGCAGGCACCGCCGUGGUGACGGCAUCCCAGGCUCUGGUCUGGACCGAUGGGAGAUACUACACGCAGUUCGAAAAGGAGGCCGACAUGGCUCUCUGGACGCUGAUGAAGCAGUCGCUUCCAGACACCCCCUCCAUGGAAUCGUGGCUCUCUACCAACUUGUCUGAAGGCGACGUGGUGGGGGUCGACCCGCACACCAUGACCAGGGAGGAAUGGACACCGCUGCAAACAACAUUGACUAGGUCAAAAAUGAAGUUGCUGCCAGUAGCCAGUAAUUUGGUGGACGCGGCCAGGAGUCAGCUGAGCGAUCCACCACCGCGGCGACCCUGUAACCAGGUUGUGGCCUUACCAAUCAAAUACACUGGUAAGACGGCCGGAGAGAAGAUAAAAGAACUUAGAAAGAAGAUAGCAGAGAAGAAGACGUCAGCGCUGGUCGUGACAGCGUUGGACGAGGUGGCGUAUAUUUUAAACCUGAGAGGCAGCGACAUAGAUUACAACCCGGUGUUCUUCGCCUACCUCGUCAUCACUCCCGCGUCCUCUAUUCUCUUCUGGUCGUCAGGAAGUCUACCAGACACGGUGACUGAACAGCUGAAAGAAGAAGGAGUGAAAAUCGAAGUUAAACCGUAUAGCAAUAUAGUGCCUUAUUUACAGGAGUUAGCUAAAAAUGAAGCAGCCGGCAGCGGUCGAGCCGUAUGGUUGUCGAAUGAGGCGAGCGAGGCGAUACACAGAGCUGCUUCUGGGUCCGACGUGCUGAAUCAACCGCUAACCCUCAUCUCCGAAGUGUCUCCGGUAGCGCUCAUGAAGCUGGUCAAGAAGGAGGUCGAACUAGAGGGUUUCCGCAACUGCCACAUACGGGACGGCAUAGCGGUGGUCCGGUUCCUGAGGUGGCUCCACGAGCAGGUGGAUGAUGGCCAGGCGGUCACCGAGAUACAGGCAGCCGACAAACUGCUCGAGUUCAGGAAAGAAGAAGACGACUUCAUGGGCCCCUCGUUCGAGACGAUAGCGGGGGCCGGGGCGAACGGGGCCAUCAUCCACUACAGCCCCUCCCGCACGGGGCCCCAGAGGACCAUCCACCAACAGGACAUGUUCCUGUUGGAUUCUGGCGGCCAAUACAAAGACGGUACCACAGACAUCACCCGUACAAGGAUGAUGAACAGGUCACCAUCACCGGAGCAGAGGGACGCGUUCACCCGCGUGCUCAAAGGGCAGAUUGCGGUUGGCAGCGCUCUAUUUCCGCUCGGCGUGAAGGGCAACGUGCUUGACAGCUUCGCCCGCAAGUCCCUGUGGGACGUGGGGCUGGACUACGCCCACGGCACGGGCCACGGCGUGGGCCACUACCUCAACGUGCACGAGGGACCCUCGGGCAUAUCCUGGCGCCCGUACCCCCACGAUCCGGGGAUGAAACCCGGGCACAUACUGAGCAAUGAGCCCGGUUUCUACAAAGUGGACGAGUACGGCAUACGCCACGAGGACCUGGUGGAAAUUGUGGCGAUCACCAAGGAGUCCGAUCAUCCCCGGGCCAAGAAUCUAGUAGGUGACUACGACGGGCGUGGGGUUCUCGGGUUCAGCACCCUGACGAUGGUGCCGCACCAGCGCGAGUGCAUCGACGCCGCCAUGCUGGACGAUCUGGAGCUUUCGUACAUAAAUAACUACCACAAGCGAGUCCUGUCCACACUAGGCCCCAAGCUGAAGGAACGGGGUUUGGUCCAGGAUCUCGAGUGGCUGGAGAGGGAGUGUCAACCCAUCGUCAGGGGAUAGGUAAAUGUGUAUCUACAAAUUAUAAACCUUUGCUAAAGAACAAUAUUUAUAAUGAAAAGUAUCAAAUAAUAAAUUUAAAAAAGAUCUAAA
This is a messenger RNA of Galleria mellonella (greater wax moth), 2199 nucleotides long. It is a transcript of the gene ApepP, whose product is annotated as xaa-Pro aminopeptidase ApepP-like. The transcript has 18 exons. Gene Ontology annotation, molecular function: metalloaminopeptidase activity. NCBI's taxonomy places the organism in Eukaryota, Metazoa, Arthropoda, Insecta, Lepidoptera, Pyralidae. The record is from RefSeq and is a predicted model, not a curated record. The coding region runs from base 82 to 2109 and encodes 675 amino acids.